CCAGGUAUCAGAGGCCCGGGACAGAGCACGCCCAGCACGCCAAAAGCCCCCGAGGGUUGCGUGACUCCGGCAGGGCGCCGCUACCGCUUCCACUGAUCGUUUCCUGGGAGCAUGAGAGUAAACACACAGGAAGGAUAAUCUGCGACUCUGACUGGGAACCCCCGCACCAUCUUUAAAAUUACAAUAUUCUACAUCUUAAUUUACAGGGGUUUUUUUGUUUAAUAAUAAUAUUGUGUGUGUGUGGGUGUGUGUGUGGGUGUGUGUGUGGGUGUGUACUUUGUUAAUCUGAUCCUAAAGUUUGGGCUUCAGAAGUGCCUGUUUUCGGGGGCUGAUUCUGGAAUCUGCGUCCCGGCGCGCAGGGAAGAGGAAGAAAAAGCAGAGGAAGAAGUUCGCACCAGUUUUUGCCUCCAAUCCAGAGGAGGUUUCAAUAGCAGCGGCGCGGCAGGGGAGGGACGCACUGCCAGCACUCGGGAUACCCACCAAGUCACACACACACACGCAUUCUCUCUCUCCUUCUCUUUCGUCUCUCUCUCUCUCUCUCCGUCUUUCUUAGACACACACAAACACACUCCUGCCCACUGGAGACCAGUUAAAUCCGCAAGAAAACUGCAAACGCGCAUCAGAGCGGUCGCCUAAUCCGAUUGAUCGGUCCAGACAAGACGCGUGAAAACUGGAGGAACUACUGGACACCGCAGAGGACAACUUGCUCUUUUGAUUUUAUUUCCCCCCCCCUCACUGUGAGAUCGGGGUAAAAAAAAAAAAUUGUUUUUUUUCCACAUUUUAUUUUAAGGAAGUUUUGGCCAACAAGAGGCACCAUCUUUAGAGAGAAUGAGGCAGUGUAAAGGCUGGAGCUUAGUGCUGCUGAUGGUUUUGGGCCUGGGGUCGUUGGCCCAGAAGCUGCCUACGAGAGACGAAGGACUCUUUCAGAUGCAGAUCCGAGACAAGUCGCUGUUCCACGACUCGUCCGUCAUUCCAGACGGAGCUGAGAUCAGCGGCUACCUCUUCAGGGACACGCCAAAAAGGUACUACUUUGUGGUGGAAGAAGACAACACCCCGUUGUCUGUGACAGUGACACCUUGUGAUGCUCCUCUGGAGUGGAAACUGACCCUGCAGGAGCUGCCGGAGGAGUCCAGUGGGGAAGGAUCAGGAGAGCCUGAACCCCUGGACCAGCAGAAACAGCAGGUGACUGUAGACGAAGGCACAGAGCUUUUCACCUACAAGGGAAACGAUGUGGAGUCCUACGUGGCAACAAGCACGCCCUCUGGUCUCUACCAGCUGGAGUUGCUGUCCACUGAGAAAGACAGCAACUUCAAAGUGUACACCACCACAACUCCGGAGUCUGACCAGCCUUAUCCGGAGCUGCCCUACGACCCCCGUGUUGAUGUGACCGCGUUGGGUCGCACCACAGUCACGCUAGCCUGGAAGCCGACGCCGACAGGCUUUCUGAUGGGCCAACCUGUCCAGUACUGUGUGGUAAUUAACAAGGAGCACAACUUCAAAAGCAUGUGUGCCGCUGAGGCCAAAAUCAGUGCCGAUGAUGCUUUCAUGUUGGCUCCAAAGCCCGUCAGAGACUUUAGCCCUUUUGACUUUGUGCACUUUGGCUUUGUUCCCUCUGACAAUGGGUUUGGCAAGGAGAGAGGCCUUACUAGCAACAAGAUUUCACGAGCAUAUUUAGCCAAACCCAAAGUGUCUGACAUCCAGAAGGUGUGCAUUGGCAACAAAAACAUCUACACCGUGUCAGACCUUAAACCAGACACGCAGUACUACUUUGAUGUGUUUGCCGUGAACUCGGCCACCAACACCAGCACAGCGUACGUAGGAACAUUUGCUCGCACCAAAGAGGAAGCCCGUCAGAAGACCCUGGAGCUGAAGGACGGCAAAGUGUCGGAUGUUUUCAUCAAGAGGAAGGGCACGAAGUUUCUACGCUUUGCUCCCGUGUCUUCGCACCAGAGGGUGACGCUUUUUGUGCACUCGUGUCUGGACUCGGUCCAGGUGCAGGUGAGGCGAGAUGGCAAGCUGUUGCUGUCGCAGAACGUGGAAGGGGUGCGGCAGUUCCAGUUACGGGGAAAGCCGAAAGCCAAGUACCAGAUCCGCCUUCGAGGAAGCCGGAAAGGGGCCUCCACGCUGAAGGUGCUCGCCACCACGCGGCCCAGCAGCAAGCAACCCUUCCCUUCUCUACCCGAGGACACCCGCAUCAAGGCCUUUGACAAGCUGCGCACCUGCUCCUCCGUCACCGUGGCCUGGCUGGGCACGCAGGACCGCAACAAGUAUUGCAUUUAUCGAAAAGAGGUGGCUGACAGCUUCGGGGAAGAGCAGCGACGCAGGGAGCAAAAUCAGUGUGCCGGGCCAGAGACCCGCAGGAAGUCCGAAAAGGUGCUGUGCAAGUACUUCCACAGCCCGAACCUGCAGAAAGCUGUGACUACAGAGACCAUCACGGGUCUGGAGCCAGGCAAGACCUACCUGCUGGACGUUUAUGUGGUGGGACACAGUGGCCACUCAGUAAGAUACCAGAGCAAACUGGUGAAAACAAGGAAAUACUGCUAAAUGACUCUGCAAAGAAUAAAUCUAUUAUAUAAAUAUAUAUAUAUUAAAUAAGUUUAUUUAACACUAAGUGAUAUUCUACUAAGAAGUGUACACAGACUGACUACUCAUGCAGCUGAUGGGCCCGUAGUAGAGACUCAACUGUUUGUAGAGAAAGAGAAAGAUAUCAACCUGUAUAUUUAUGUUUACAUUUUUAUCUCGGCGCGUCCGAGAGGCCCGAAGCGUGAGCUGCUUUUCCUACCAGGCUUGUCGUCUUGACAUCGAGUUGCCGCCAGGGAGGGGGGGCCGAACUAAAGCGAAAAAUCACAUUUCCUCCCGCGCCGGUUCCUGUGUCGCUGCAUGACGUUUGCUUUCGUCCGUCACAUCCUUCGGUAAGAAUCACGGCGACCGGAGGAGAUCCAGAGGCUUCCCGCUUUGUAUAGAUCUCUCAACUGCAUACUCGUUUCAUGUUUUAGGAGAAAAUUUAAAUUAUUUUAUACUUUGUGUCUAUAUUUUUGAUCGUCUCUUUUUAUUGAUGACAGCGUCGGCUGUUCCAGAUCAUUUCCGGUUUUUAUGUGGAAGCUGUAGUUCAAGACAUUCCCUUUUUGUAUCCCAGCCAGUGUUUUCCUCUAGAGCCCAUCUUGUAAAUGUAUUCUGUUUUGUGCUGGAGAUCUGCGUUGUUAUCACUGUAUCGCUGUGUGUGCACGUGUGUGUGUGAGUGCGUGCGCGAGUGAGUGUGUCACAUGUACAGAGAUGUCCUGCCAAUAUUCAUGUACAUAAAGCCUAAAUAUAGAACAAGUAAUCCCUGUGUCA
This is a messenger RNA of Xiphophorus hellerii (green swordtail), 3333 nucleotides long. It is a transcript of the gene ndnf, whose product is annotated as neuron-derived neurotrophic factor. The record is from RefSeq and is a predicted model, not a curated record. Gene Ontology annotation, molecular function: heparin binding; protein binding. The transcript is spliced from 4 exons. Bases 829 to 2544 code for a protein of 571 amino acids. Lineage: Eukaryota; Metazoa; Chordata; Actinopteri; Cyprinodontiformes; Poeciliidae. Gene Ontology annotation, biological process: extracellular matrix organization.